Messenger RNA from Linderina pennispora, 935 nucleotides. RefSeq names its product trypsin-like serine protease. The transcript is spliced from 3 exons. The coding region runs from base 93 to 935 and encodes 280 amino acids. NCBI's taxonomy places the organism in Eukaryota, Fungi, Kickxellomycota, Kickxellomycetes, Kickxellales, Kickxellaceae. Gene Ontology annotation, biological process: proteolysis. The record is from RefSeq and is a predicted model, not a curated record. Gene Ontology annotation, molecular function: serine-type endopeptidase activity.
CUUUAUCUUCAUAGUCCAUUUUUGUAUUAAGGUAGUGUCAGCCCAGCAAAAAGGCCGUAGUUUUCCUGUAAUAUUGAUAGUAUCCACAAGCAAUGCUAUUGUCGCUAUUUCUGGCGGUGCUUGGGCUAGCAGUGUCAUCUGCGCAGCAGCUUCCACACGACAUUCACAAGGGGCGGGUAAUCGGGGGCACAAGCGCGGGCACCGGGGUCUACCCGUUCGCAGCCUUCUUAAUUGUUAACGAGGGCGGCGGAACCUCGGCCUUCUGUGGCGGGACCAUCAUUGACCACCAGUGGAUUCUGACCGCCGGGCACUGUGUGGUGGCCGAGGACGGCGGCAACAAGCUCACCAACAGCUCCCUGCCGCUGUGGGCGCACCGGCGCUCAGGCCACCGGUGGCCGAAGAAGACCAAAUCGGGCGGCUACCCGGUCAUAAGCAACAAGAAUAUUGUGUGCAUGUGCAUCCCGGACCUGAACCUGGACUACUUUGACAACGACAUUGCGGUGCUGAAACUGCACAGUAAGCUCAAUUUCGAUGAGUUUGUGCAGCCCAUUCGCAUUGACACCAACUCGGUGCAGGACGGAAUGACUGUGACCGGCAUCGGCUGGGGGAAAACCAGGCUCGACCAGACCGUCACCUCGGAUGUGCUGCAGCAGGUCGACCUGACCAUCGGCAAUGAACCCAUAUGCUCUGCCAUCAGACCACGGUUUGACUCCAAUAACGGCAAUUACAUUUGCGUGUCGACGCCCGAUGGCAGAGAUACGUGCUCAGGCGAUUCGGGCGGGCCGUUGUUGCGUCGGUGCAACGAUGAUUUGUCUAGCACCGGCAUUCAGGGCACCGGGCCCUGGGUGCAGCUGGGGAUUACCAGCUAUGGCGAUAACGUGGGGCACUCGGACGAGGCCCAAGACGGGGAUCUCCAGGCCCAAUCUGGUCGGUGA